Molecule: messenger RNA, 7224 nt
Organism: Ooceraea biroi (clonal raider ant)
Lineage: Eukaryota; Metazoa; Arthropoda; Insecta; Hymenoptera; Formicidae
Product: high-affinity choline transporter 1
Biological process (GO): choline transport; transmembrane transport; acetylcholine biosynthetic process
Cellular component (GO): plasma membrane
Molecular function (GO): choline:sodium symporter activity
Source: RefSeq, a predicted model, not a curated record
UGCUGUUUUGCUCUUUCUCGUGAAGAAUUUGUCCGUGUUCCUACUAAUCCCAUGUGACAGUCUCUUGACAUUUCCCUCGCCACUUUUUUCCUAUCUCGUUCGUCUGAGCUAACACCUUCCAUGGCAUCCCAUCGGGCCGUUUAACCACAUUUGACGUCCCCCCGACAUUUAAUUAAGCGUUGACCGUUCACGAACGUAAACGAUACGGCUUAUUGAGUGCAUGAAAACGACAUCGGUCCCCAUCGCACGCCACCGCAUCGUUAACGCGAAACCGCUACAAUUACCUGUGUACAACGUAAUUACCCUACUUUGCACCCUGUAAAAAUGGGUUAAUUAAAAGAAAUCGAUACGCUAUUUCGUAAAUUAUGAAAAGUGAUAUAAAAGGCAUCAAAGUGGCACACACGGCGCCUCCCGAAGAAGGAACGGCUGUGUGAAAAAACGUUGCGUUAACGCACUACCAAAGGCAACAAAUUAGAAAUAUACAAAUUACAAGCUUCCAAUUCCCGCGCGUUGGGAAUUAAUUUGCGAAUAUAAUGAAUUUUAGCUGACGGAAGUUGCAAUUACAUCAUCAAAGGAAACGAGGGCUGUGUUGGCGUUGAGCGUGUCGAUCGCAUCUCCAGUGCACGAUCAAUCCCGUCAGACUCUACCAAGGAACAGGGUCACGGCGCGUCUUCAAGGUGGCUUGGCAAUUACGUCGAUCCACCUCGCAAGAGUGCGCCUAGGCAGGAUCGAGCGUUAUCGAACUGUCCGCCGCACGGAACGCGUUAAUUGCGCAUUCUGUGGGCAAGAUUCAAUCUUCUCGGAGAUGAAGCCCGGCAUGAAGGAAAGUCGCUCUGGACCUUCGACACGUUUUUUCACGCAGAACCGUCCGCCUCCAGUGGUAUCACCGAUAAUGGACCACCGUGUAUAUCCGUAUCUUGCGCGCGCGCUACCCCCAACGAGGUGGUGGCGGUCCAGCGUGUCAGCCGUGCGGGAUGCUGAGGUCGCAGGAUAGAUUCAGUCGUACUGCCUGGCUCCUCUCUGUCGCGCGGCUGACGUGCCCGAUCGGCGAGCGUGCAGGUUGUACCCGCGUGCUGCGGAACGAGGCGUCGAUUUCCUCCCUCGGCGAGCACCUCCGUCACGGUGUGCGGCCGCAGAGAGGAAAUAAGAACGGCAGAGCGCGGAGACGCGAGAGAUGGGUACAGCCGCGUAAGAGGCGUGCGUCGCAUGAUCUCGCUGGGGUAGCCGUUGCAGGGUCUAUAUCCGGAAGCGGACGAGAGAACGCGCCCAAGCACGGAGGAGAAGAGGAUGGGGGUGUACGUGACGGGUGUAAUUGGCGUAAUUGUGUUUUACGUCGCGGUGCUGGGUGUCGGCGUGUGGGCCGCCGCGUUCAAGAAGAGAAAGGCUGCACGGGGACAGGAUGACAUGAUGCUCGCGAAUCGCCGCCUCGGGCCUUUGCUCGGGGUCUUCACGCUCAUUGCGACAUGGGUAGGGGGAGCCUUCGUCAAUGGCACCGCCGAGGCCAUGUUCACCAAGGGUCUGGCCUGGUGUCAAGUACCUAUCGGUUACAGUCUCAGCUUGCUUUUCGGCGCCAUGCUCUUCGUACGUCCGAUGAGGAAGGCCGAGUACGUGACAAUGCUGGAUCCCUUCCAAGAACGAUACGGUGCGGGAGUUGGAGGCUUGCUCUUCCUUCCGGCGUUGUGCGGCGAUCUAUUCUGGUGUGGCGCCGUCCUAAGAGCAUUGGGAAGCUCCCUGGCCGUUGUGGCCGGUGUCGAUCCUAACAUCAGCGUUUGCGCAUCGGCUCUUUUAGCGGCCAUAUAUACAGUCUUCGGCGGAUUAUAUUCUGUGGCCUGUACUGAUGCGCUGCAGCUGCUGUGCAUUCUGCUGGGUUUAGUGAUAGCGGCACCGUUCUCCAUGGUACAUCCCGCGGUGUCGUUCGAAAACAAUUUGGCCCUUAAAGACUGGUUGGGACAGAUAAAGAACGAAGAUUUGGGCGAGUGGGUGGAUGGCAUGCUACUGUUGGUGUUCGGCGGUAUACCUUGGCAGGGUUAUUUUCAACGAAUUCUAAGUAUUAAAAGCACCUCCGUUGCAACGACUCUAUCAAUAGCUUCAAUGUUCGGUUGCCUGUUACUCGCGGUACCAUCGGCCGUAAUCGGCGUGGUUGCUCGUGCCACCGAUUGGUCCUCAGUCCCUGGAUACAACAAAACGUUCACCACCGACGACGGGAACGCCGCGUUGCCGAUGGUCCUGCGAUAUCUCACGCCUCAAUGGGUGUCGUUCGUCGGUCUUGGUGCGAUCUCAGCGGCAGUGAUGUCUUCGGCAGAUUCCAGUAUACUCGCCAGCAGUUCAAUGUUCACUAGGAACGUUUACAAGCUCACGAUACGGCCAAAAGCAUCCGAGCGCGAGUUGAACUGGGUAUUAAGAAUCUCAGUGAUUGCGGUUUCCGUGCUAUCGACUCUGGUUGCGCUUACAGUCAGCAGUGUCUACUAUCUAUCGUAUCUGUGCUCCGAUCUCGUCUACGUUGUUCUGUUCCCGCAACUGUUAGCUGUAAUUCAUUGGCCAUCUAUGGUGGAUACUUAUGGUUGUCUGGCAGGAUACUUCAUCGCCAUCAUCCUGCGUCUCGCCGGAGGCGAAAGAGGACUCGGCAUACUUCCAUUGAUCGAAUAUCCGUUCUAUGAUGCGAAGACACGUACCCAAAAGUUUCCGUUUCGUACUUUUAUCAUGAUAGUCGCUCUUUGCACUCAACUCUUCACCAGUUUUCUCACUAGAACUCUGCUCGGCAAGGGUUACUUUCCACAAUGUUGCGACGUGCUGAACAUCUAUUCGCCCGGGAAGUCCAAGGAUCAAUCAGGCGUGGUACAAAGCAGUUCCGGUGCCGCUCUUAUGGAUUCAUCUUCGAAAUCAACCUCGGGCAUGGACUCGUGCGACGGUGUUGGCACGUGCGUUUAUGAUGACGACGAACGGACCUGUAGUUACGAGGAAGCAGCCGAUUGUUGCGACGGUAACGCGACGAUCGGCGGCGAUCCUGUCGAUUUGAGAACCCCGUCAAAGAUGAAAAGCAUCGGAACGUCGGUCGCACCACGAGCGAUCCACAAUCCACCAAUUCUGCGAAGCGCGAUGCAGACGCCGGCGCGUCACACUCCCGCACACUUGCCCAGCCAGUAUCUCCCGAUCUGUCAGGGCGACAGAGGUCAGAUCCUCGGGGUGAGGAAUCUGCGUGGCCAGGUACUCUCGCCUACCCGGUCGAUUGGCGUCCCAGCGACGCCAACAAUAACUCCAUGCGCUCCAUCUUACGCCAAAGUGGGCUGCGAACUUGGACCGAGUAACGAUAAAUCACGAGACGGCGAUAGAAUCAGCAUUGUCGAAAGGAGUAACAUGGAGUACAAUCUGAACGCUCAGGAAAACACGCCCGCCACCGGCGGCUUAGCUCCGAAGAAAAGCGUGAAAGGAGUGAAACUGGUUGGCAUGGAAGGCGGCACGUUGCGGAGGCCCUCGCUACAGGGCACAUUCUCGCCAACACCGUCGGUGGAACUAGUUCAUAUACUGGACAGGAGACAGAGCAGCGGCUCGUAUGGUCCAGGUUCUCUGUCUCCUGUUCCGGCGAUGGGGGUAGAAGCAUGCAAGACCCAUGGGACCGCAACCGAAGGACAAGGUGGGAACGAGCAUUGCAAGAUAAAGAGGGGCAUCGUGCGGCAUCACAGUUUGCGCAGCUUCAAUGACACGGGAGACCGAGCGCUGACGACGCUCGCCAGGCAGCCGAAUUACCCCUCGAUGCCACUCAGGCCGGAAGACUGCCGUAUGACGCUGGCGAAGAAGGACAGGAGAUUGUCUUUGAUCGGCAGGCAUUCGUCAGUGACGAAUGAGACGGAACUCGGGAACACAAGUGCCCCGAUCAUCUGCAGUCCCACCUUCGGCAUGUACAACUCGGUCGCGAAGAGCUCCAACUACUUCGUCGCGGACGACGAAGCUGUCAGCAGGUUCUAAAGAUGGGAACCUAGUUAGAAAGAACACCAUCAGUAACAUGAUUAUUUGAUCUCAAUCGUUUCCGAGCUCAAAGCUUCUCUUAAUAUUUAACUUCCGUCUGCGAUAUUUCUAAUACUUGGAACAUUGCUUGUUACUUGUAUAAAGUUGCUUAAAAUAGCAAUCCGAUGCAGCACCAUUCUAGGAUUGAUCAUUAACUAGUAUAAGCCAGUGACGGGGAUGCCUUUGUAGAGGAGGUUCACUCUCUUUGCUGUUUUGUUGCUACGUUUUUAUUCAAAAGCGCAAUGUAUUACACAAGACAACAAAGACAAUCAUAAACCCGCCCUGUCACUUUUCGGCGCGCUCAAUCAUCAUACGAUUUUUCUGUUGUUCGUCAGACCCUUGGACUGACGACCCUUGGACUGACAAUUGUACUGUGGAACCAAUAUAUAUAGUUGAUAGAUUACACAAUCAGUUUUGUAUAAAGAUAUCCAUACUCGCAACAUUCCACUUGAGUAGAUGAAUUAAAUAAGGCCAGAAUAGACGAUCUUGUUUUAAUGCAGGACUGAAAAACUCGGCUAGUCUAUUAUAAAUGUAAGCUAAUUAAUACUCAAUGUUUUUGUACAAUACUUACGCGUCCAAAUACACAUGUGUACACAUAUAUACACGCACGCACAUUUCACACGUAUCAUACGUACACGCAAAUAGAAUUCAGCACGCAUUGAUCAUUUCAUAUUAUAGAACCUUUGAUAAAUCAUAGUUAGUGAUUAGGAAUACAAUAUGUGAGAUGAGUGAUGCACACAGGCUUAUAUCAUUUCCUUAGUCUAAUGAAAAAAAGAGGGAGGAAGAAAACGAAAUGAUGAUAAAUCGCAAGAAGAAGAACGGUGUAAGCUCCAUUCCUGCCGAACGGACGCGGAUUCGGGCGGAGCUUAAAUCGUUGCGGAACGUCCAAAGAAUGUCAUGUGCAAAUUUACGAUAUGUCAACAAGAAAGUAUGAUAUUUUUCCACUAACGCGAUAUCUCGUUAGUUCCGUAGUAUUAUUGUACAACUAGUUACGAACUUAACGCGAACUUAACAUGUGCGAUUAGUUGGUAUUACAUUAGCGGGAAACGAUCUCUCACGUUUCCCUCGAGCUCAAUGCCGUAUUUAGAGAGAGAUUGAAAAUGUGAAUGAUAUUUAGAGAUGAUCCUCCCCUCCUGUGUAAAUAUAGUGGAGCACACUUUUAUAUCGAGAGAAAGAAUGUCCGUAGAUAGCAGAAAUACCUUUCCUAUCGCUCAAGCUGCAUAAAACUAAGCAUAGCCCUUUAUACGAAUCUCUAUUUGUUAAUUACGCUUAUUAAUUUUGUAAAUAGUAAUUGAGCAGAUUGGAUGAAACGGAUAGAACUGUCAAAUAAUUAAUAUGGAACUUUCAACGGCUUUGCAAUUUUAUCAAGAGUAAUAUUUGUCAAUCAAAUUGUACUCUCUCCGCUGGAUCCAAUCUUGAGCGACGCGGAAUAGUUGAACGAAAUGUUAAUCUCUGGAAAUUAAGCCAAGAGUAAUGUGAGCGAGAUUGCGCGAUUAAUUAUCGUUUCUAAAUAUCAUUCUUAUAUGGCCAUUAAUUUAUACCUUCCCAUUGUAAAUGAACACUAGACAUUAGAUACUUAACGUAAGACGAUCAUAGUGUACUUAAAGUGAGUGAGACUUUAUACUCGACGACUCGCUUUUAGACUUCUCUUCGUACCUUUGUAAGAUGAGCACGAUGUAAAAUAGAAGGUAAGAGGUGAACAUCGAAUACCUGCAUCAGUAUUAUUAAACGUAGGGACGAGCAUUCGAGACUUAAUCGACUCGUGAAGGACCUCGGUCCUUCAUAGUGGUACUUUAAGGUCCUUAAGGUAGACUAAUUAAUCGGUUCGAUGAUCGCAUGACGUGUCUCCUGAACAUUUGCACCCUCCAGAAACUUGGCUACGACUUAGUUUUACCACCCUUGCAUGUUGCAAUGUUAUUCGUGAUGAUAUUAUCAACGAUAUAAUAAUAAUGAACAAAAUUGGCUUUUAUUUUUUAUACAAAGUCACUCUUUCUCUCUUUCUUUCUUAUAUAAAUAUUGUAACUUGAUACUUUUACGUUUUUUAAAAUAAUCACCGUUGGAGCACCGUUUCUCUUGUGAGUUUGCACGUAUGCGACCAUCACAGAGAGCUUUUGUAAGAAAUACUUAUUAUAACGUACAUGUGUAUACUCUUAUAUAUCAUCUAUUACACAUAUAUAUUAAUUAAUACGUAGUACAAGUAUUUGUUUCCGAAUAAAGACGCAAUCGACAUUGUGCAACGUGAAUUAUGUGCCAAAGCGUAAGAUAAAGAGGAUGCCAUUGGCAUGACCGUGCCGAUAAUUUACGUCGAAGAAAAACCAAUUCAAAAAUAAUUUCCGUCAGUUUAAGUUUAAUAGGUCCGAAUUUUAAUGCCAUCGAUCCUUACUCUCUAUGUUUAUUCAUCGUAAUAAAAACAGGAAUGAUUGAUUAUUUUAAUUUAAAAUAUUAAAAAUUCGUCUGGAUUUUUUUCACUUUCAACAUGAUCUAAUCAUUGAUUCAUACAUUAGGAAUUGAUCAUUAGGAUUGUAAUUCUUAGAAGACCAAAUAAUUAAAGUUUUAAGACAAAAUAAUUGAAAAUUUAUAAAAAUUUUGAGAAUUUGACUAUCUCACGCGUGCAAUCUGAAAAAAAACAGACAAAGUUUUGAUAAUUAGAUAAUCGAUUCCCUGAAUCUUCUCGGCGAAUACGGUCAGCCGAUGUACAAGUUAGCCACGUAAGUCUGCCUUAAUAUAAGGAUCGUUCAUUAUUAUCGAUAUAAGAAAAAAAUAGAAGAAAACGUUGAUGCCCGAUAUUUGCAGUAAAAUCAGAGGACGGUUCAUCCAUCAAUCUUCAUAAAAUUAGAUGAAAUGUCCGGAAUGUCUCCGAGGAAAUGCACUUGAAAGCAUUUUGGACAGGAUACUUUCUAACUUAAAUGUUUUAUAUAAAUGUUCAUUCAAUUUGCAACAAAAAUCUUUCCACGAAUAAUUUCUUGUUUACAGAAAUAAUAUUUGAUUCGAUAGAUGUUCGCCAAGUGUCAUGGAUAUCGAAGAGUAAAUUAUUCGUGAACGACACCUGAUAUUUGUUAGAUAUUUUCUUCAUUGUAAAAUCACUCGUAUUAUAAUAAUAGUCUCUACAGUAUAUAUAUUGUCAAUAAUUGUAACGUUCCCAAUGACUAGAAUAAUAAUCACUGUAAGGAAUGAUACGAAAAGUCGCUCAAAGUGCCGAAUAAAAGAGACAAGUCGCAAGAA